Messenger RNA from Carica papaya (papaya), 863 nucleotides. Lineage: Eukaryota; Viridiplantae; Streptophyta; Magnoliopsida; Brassicales; Caricaceae. The record is from RefSeq and is a predicted model, not a curated record.
AUGAAAGGUGGGUUUGCUGGUAAAUCUGCAACAAGGUCUGUUCAUUUGGAAGUUUUUGAGGAAGUUCUUGAUGAGGACAGCGCAGUUUCCCAAUCACAUGUUUAUAGCUACAAAGAAGCCUUCACCGGCUUCGCAGCCAAACUCACCGAAGAAGAAAAGGAAAACUUGGCUAGAAUGGACAAUGUAGUGGCUGUUUUUCCUAGCAGGAGCUUCCAGCUUCAGACAACCAGAUCAUGGGACUUCUUAGGGUUCUCCACCACUACAAAACGGCUACCUGAGUGCGAGAGCGACCUGAUUGUAGGUGUCUUUGACACCGGAAUUUGGCCCGAAUCUGAGAGUUUCAAAGAUGGAGGGUUUGGUCCUCCUAGGAAAUGGAAGGGAAUCUGCCAAAACAUAACUUGUUACAACAAACUCGUUGGAGCCAGGUUCUACUACACUGGAGAUAUAUCUUUGGCUGAGGAAAGAACGAUCGUUGACAUUGAUGGACGUGGAACUCAUACAGCUUCUUUGGACUUGCAAAAGGGACGGCUAGAGGUGCAGUUCCGUCAGCUAUAAUUGCAGCGUACAAGGUUUGGUGGAAAACAAUUGCUCAUGACACAUGUGAAGAACAGGAUUUUCUAGCGGCUUUGGAGGAUGCAAUCAAUGAUGGAGCGGACAUGAUAUCGAUUUCAAUUGGUUCGAAUGAGACCCACCCGUCUUUUAAGGACACCCUUGCUGUAGGAGCUUUUCGAGCCAUGAAAAGGGGCAUAUUGACAUCUGCUGCUGCAGGAAAUUCUGGUCCUGCUCCAUCAACAGUAAAAAAUGUAGCACCCUGGAUUUUGACUGUUACAGCUAGCAACAAUUGACAGGAAACUAGUGGCCAA